This is a messenger RNA of Tilletiopsis washingtonensis, 2892 nucleotides long. RefSeq lists its product as hypothetical. The record is from RefSeq and is a predicted model, not a curated record. Bases 210 to 2783 code for a protein of 857 amino acids. The transcript has 5 exons. Lineage: Eukaryota; Fungi; Basidiomycota; Exobasidiomycetes; Entylomatales.
GGCGCGCCGUCUCCACACCGCGACAGAUGCGGCCGGGGUCCUGGCGCUGCGUAUAAGAGCCGCUGGGCCCGGCCCGCCGCUGCUCGCCGCCCACAUCUUCCCACUCGAACACCUGCAGCUGAACACCCACACCCCGCGUUUGCAUACCCUCUCCGCCACCGCAUACCCACCUCUCCAACCCUCGCCUCCCACCCCCUGCCGCGCCACCGAUGUCGACGAGCGACCGCACCCCGCUGCUGCCCUCGAGCCAGAAGGACGUCAAGCGCUCGGAGGAGCGCCUGCAGAACUACGGCUCGCGCGCCGAGCAGACGGCCCAGUCUGUGCAGGCGCACGCCAAGCGUGCGCUGCGCAACCCCGAGCGCGCGCUCAACGAGGCUACGCCGUCGCACGGCACGCAGAAGGCCGUCACGCGCGCGCUUGCCGCCCUCAAGGCCGGCAAGCUGCCGAGCAACGAGCAGCUCGUUCACUGGGCCGAGCUCGCGCGCAACAGCAGCUUCCUGCAGGAGGGCCCCUUUGAGCGCACGGGCGCGCUGAGCGAGGAUGGCUCGCGCGUCGUGCAGGAUGUCAAGUCCGUCAUCGACGAGCUCAUCUCGCUCGCUGAGGAGAAGAACGAGGGCGACCUGAUCCAGAACUUCAUCUUCAGCAUCACGUCCAUCGUCGACCAGGCCGACUCGGUCAACGUGCCAGACGUCAAGAACAAGGCGCUGCGCGCCGCGACCAAGAUCUCGCCCGACACCAAGGUCGACGUCUCCGGCGAGCUGCCGUCGCAGAAGCAGGUGCAGGCCGAUGCCGAGAAGGCUGCACAGGCCGUGCAGACGCUCGUGCGCACCGUCGUCACCGACUCGUCCUUCCGCGGCCUGCUGAGCGAGAUCAUCAACGCCGCGCGCGACAUCUUUGCCGACGCCGCCAGCGAGGUCGCCGAGGGCGCCUCCAGCGCCGCCGACGCCGCGCGCCCCUCCGAGGACGAGCGCAGCUCGCUCGACUACGAGAAGGUCGGCAAGGAGGGCAAGGCCAAGGCCAAGGCCCUCGAGCGCGACUACAAGACGGGCCGCCUGCAGACCGAGGUGCGCGAGAGCGCCUACGCCGCCAAGGACUGGAUCGACGAGCGCCUGCCGACCGACGCUCGCGACGCGCUCUCGGAGCGCCUCACGUCCAUCAUCAAGAAGGCGCAGUCGAAGCCCGAGUACAAGGAUGCCGUCAACGGUCUCUCGUCGCUCUUCAAGCGCUACCGCACCAUCGCCACGCGCGCGGCCAAGAAGGCCGCCGACCAGGCCAAGCAGGCCGGCAAGGAGGUCGUUGAGAAGACGAAGCAGGAGGCCCAGAAGGUCGCCGACGAGGCCAGCGACGAGGCCUCGUCGGGCGACGUCGACCUCUCCGGCGUCGCCGACAACGGCAAGGAGCUGCUGGAGCGCUUCGCCAACGGCAAGAGCCUCGACGACGUCAUCUCGACGUUCCAGACGGUGCUCGCCGAUGUAGAGAACGACGAGCGCCUCUCGUCGUACGUCGAUGACUGGGGCUCGUUCGUCAACCGCCUGCUCGAGCAGGAGAACUACGUCGGCUCGAAGAAGGCCGGCCGUCGCUUCGACGAGCUCAUCGACCGCGGCGAGGAGCUCGCCAAGGACGACAAGUGGAAGAACGAUGCGCAGGCGCUCGCCAGCGAGCUGCGCGCCUUCGGCGAGGCGCUCGCCAACGACGAGGGCACGACGUCGCUGCUCGAGGCGCUCGAGGACCUGAGCGACGACGUCAAGACGCUCGGCGAGUCUGCGUUCAACAUCUUCAAGGCCGAGGCGUCGCACCUGCAGCAGGACCUGCUCAACGUCAUCCUGCCGCGCCUGCUCUCGGCCAUCAAGGAGAUCGAGCUGCCGCGCGCCGAGUACAAGAGCGAGGACUUCGACUUUGUCCUCGACGGCGUCAAGAUUGCCGGCCUCAGCGGCUCGCUCGUGCCCGACUCGAUCCGCCUGAGCAACUUCAACGAGUUCGUCUUUGAGCAGGGCUACGCCGCCUUUGCCACCAACGCGCGCUCCAACGUCAAGGUCUCCGUCACGGGCCUCAACGUCGCCAUCAACGACGCCGCGUACUACGUGCAGAAGCGCACCGGCUGGAAGCACGACGACUGGGGCCUGCUCGACAUCGAGGGCAAGGACUUUGACUGCGAGAUCGAGCUGGCGACGCCCAAGGAGGGCGACCGCAACAACCUCUUCCGCGUCGUCUCCGUCGAGACGGACACGAGCGCGUUCAAGAUCUCGGUCAAGAACACGCACCGCCCGAUCAGCAACUUCUUCAUCCUGCCCUUCAUCCGCGCCUUCAUGAAGACGAAGCUCUCGGAGAUCCUCAACGAGGCCAUCGAGAACCAGCUCAAUCAGCUCGACACGGACCUCGCCUUUGCGCACGCGCGCAGCGCCGCCGUCGGCCGCUACGCCGCCACGGCCGGCGGCGCGCCGUCGAUCCUCGGCUACUUCAAGGCCCUCGUCGGCAACGUCACGGGCAGCGGCGCCUCGUUCGGCGCCGGCAAGGUCGGCGCCACCAAGGGCAUCACGCGCCGCGGCACGCACGGCGAGAGCCUGCUGUGCAUCGGCGUCGAGAAGCACAUCCUGCCCGGCCGCGGCGGCCCCGAGGGCUGGUACGAGGACCGCCAGGCCGAGCUCAAGGCGGCCGCCGACAAGGUGCAGACCAAGAGCAAGGCGCAGAUGCGCGCCCUCUCGCGCGAGGCCAAGCGUGCCGAGCGCGAGGAGCGUGCCAAGUCGGGCUGGAAGUCUGACGCCUUCGACCUCGGCUCCAACUAAGCCGACACCCUCCGUCCCUUUCCAAGGCUCCGCUCCGCUCCGCCUAAUGACACCACCCAUGUAUGCAUACUGCUCGCUGGCCCGCCAUGACAUUCCCAUUCCGUCGUCC